GAGAGGGAUGCCGGGAGGCGCUGCCAAUGUUAACAGCUCAGUCUGGUGAAGGCGCGCAGAGGAGCUCUGUGGCUGUCCGUUCCCUGCAGGCUUUCAUGUCAGGGGCCACACUGCGUAUGCGGUGCUUGCAGGGAGGAGGAUGAUGACCAUGAACGGCAAACAGCAUUUCUCCAUGCACCCGGCACUGCACGAGCCCAAGUAUCCCGGCCUGCACUCAGGCUCGGAGGGCAUGCGCAGAGUCUGUCUGCCCGCCCCGCAGCUGCAGGGCAAUAUAUUCGGAGGCUUUGAUGAGAGCCUGCUGGCACGGGCAGAGGCUCUGGCGGCUGCUGACAGCAUUGUCUCUCACGGCAAGAGUCACCCGUUCAAACCAGACGUGACUUACCAUACCAUGAGCAGUGUCCCCUGCACCUCAGCCUCCUCUUCUUCCUCCACCACCGUGCCCAUCUCCCACGUCCCCUCCACCAUCGCCUCCCACCACCAUCACCACCACCACCUCGGACAGACCCUGGAGGCUGGGGACCUCCUGGACCACCUCUCCACCAGUCUGGCCGUGACCGGGAUGGGCGCUCCGGAACCUCCUGGGAUGACCACGCCGGCGCAUCACCACCAACACCCUCACCACCACCUGCAGACCAUGGGGCAGCUCCACCAAGCGAUGGCCAACAUGGCCCACCCUCACUCCCUGUCGGUCCACGGCGGCAUGGCGUGCGUCAACGACGUGGAGUCUGAUCCCAGGGAGUUGGAAGCCUUCGCUGAGCGGUUCAAGCAGAGGAGGAUCAAACUCGGGGUGACCCAGGCGGACGUCGGGUCGGCUCUGGCCAACCUCAAGAUCCCCGGAGUGGGGUCCCUGAGCCAGAGCACCAUCUGCAGGUUCGAGUCCCUCACCUUGUCCCACAACAACAUGAUAGCGCUCAAGCCUGUUCUCCAGGCCUGGCUGGAGGAAGCCGAGGCUGCGUACCGGGAGAAAAGCAGCAAGCCGGACCUUUUCAACGGGAACGAGAGGAAAAGAAAGCGCACUUCUAUCGCCGCACCGGAGAAGCGCUCUUUGGAGGCUUACUUUGCCAUCCAGCCUCGGCCCUCUUCGGAAAAAAUUGCUGCCAUCGCUGAGAAACUGGACCUGAAAAAGAAUGUGGUUCGAGUGUGGUUUUGCAACCAGCGGCAAAAACAGAAACGAAUGAAAUACUCUGCGGUGCACUGAGUUUCACACACAUCAUGAAUAAAAUAGCCUACUACAUUUUUGAUCGAGUGAUUAAUAAUAGCCUAACUAACUUAACUAACAGGGAUUUAUUAACUGCUCUCGUCACGUCUCAUCUGGGAUUAUUUCCAAAAAAAAGACUUUAUCACUCUUUGUUGUUGCACUUUUUUUUCGAUUUUGUUAUGGGACCAUGACUGUGUAACUGGUCUGUAAGGAGGUUGUUUUUUGAUGUUGUCCAUCAUCUGUCUUGCCUACACACACACACACACACACACGCAGACACACACUAUGAAUUUUCAGUCAAGUUGAGUCAGUUUUAUUUAUAAUCUCUGAAAAUCACAUCAUUACAGACUGUGUCCUUUUUAACUCCAUACUGACAGUUUAUUUGGCACAUUCAGGGAUAUUUGUUGACCUGUCUAAAACCAUGGAAUAUAGUUUAUAGGAGACAUUUACAGACUGUUUCAUUAUCGGAUGUGUUAAAGAGAUGGUUUAUGAAGAUUUGUAAAAAUGAUUAUUGUUUCUUUUGGUGGUUCUCAGUUUUACAGGUAGAAGUUUAUCUGUUUUCACCGGCGCACAUGUGCAGCGGUUCACCAUCAUAUUGAACUGUGUUUUCCUAUUUUCCAUAAAUGUGGAUGUAUUGAAUGACUGAAUGAACGCAGGGCAUCAACAUUCACACACCUUUUUCAAACCCGACACCACUGGGGGACGAGUCUGCAUCUACUUUCUUGUGAACUGUCUGAUUUUAAUUUACGCACAAAAGUAACCAAGUAGGCUACUGUACUUUUCACAAGGUAUGACGCACUGAGUCUGUUUAUCUUUAAUGAUUUAGACAUGGAAAUGGCACCGAUAUCUAUGAGGCACAUCAGUGUGGCUUUGGCUGCUGCUAUAUUUUAGACAUUAUUAAGUAUUUUGAUGUGAACGUGUUUUGGAGCUAUAUAGCCCGGAUAUAUACAGUACAGUAAGUCUACAUCACUUAACUGAAGUAUUUAUUUAUUUUUCUUCACUCUUGUUUUACUUGAAAAAAAUGUGUGAAUUUUAAACUUAAUAAAUUAUUGGUUAUUUUCUACAAAAAUAAAAUAAAAUCAAGCAGCGACUUUAUUUGCAUAUUUAUAUAUGAAUGUUAAGGUAUUUUAUGGCAACAUAAAUCGAUUUAUUUAUACCUUUUCAAAUGCAAAAGAACGGGUAUUUUAGGAAAUUGACUGUCUGGAAAUUAUUUUUGAGGUUUUUACGCAAAUGCGCCAAUGUGCGUAAAAAUCUUCGGAAACUGUUUUCCAGUCUUUACGCAAGUGUUUUAUUUAUAAAUCCCCAAAUCUCUGCUGGGAUUAAAUAUGCAUUGUCGUAUAUGAUACAAGCGCCACAGUAAAUAAAGGCCCGCGUUGUUUUCACGGGAUUUUUUCACACCGCGGGACACAAAUA
Molecule: messenger RNA, 2611 nt
Organism: Sphaeramia orbicularis (orbiculate cardinalfish)
Lineage: Eukaryota; Metazoa; Chordata; Actinopteri; Kurtiformes; Apogonidae
Gene: pou4f3
Product: POU class 4 homeobox 3
Exons: 2
Coding region: 140-1198 (352 amino acids)
Biological process (GO): regulation of transcription by RNA polymerase II
Molecular function (GO): DNA-binding transcription factor activity, RNA polymerase II-specific; RNA polymerase II cis-regulatory region sequence-specific DNA binding
Source: RefSeq, a predicted model, not a curated record